Molecule: messenger RNA, 3096 nt
Organism: Syngnathoides biaculeatus (alligator pipefish)
Lineage: Eukaryota; Metazoa; Chordata; Actinopteri; Syngnathiformes; Syngnathidae
Product: pro-neuregulin-3, membrane-bound isoform
Exons: 9
Coding region: 732-2540 (602 amino acids)
Biological process (GO): intracellular signal transduction; nervous system development; animal organ development
Molecular function (GO): chemorepellent activity
Source: RefSeq, a predicted model, not a curated record
CACCCCCCCUCCGUCCCGCUGCCCUUCUCCUCCUCUUCCUCCUCCUCCUGCCGCCGCCGCCGCCGCUCCCGCACUCUGAAUUGUUGCUUGUUCUCGCGGCGGGACGAACGCCGGAAUCGACUGCCAUGAGGGGUCAAACAAAAAAGAAGAAGGCAGAGUAAAAAAAAAAAGAAGGAAGGAAUUUCUGGGACGGUCGCGGUCCCGAGGGAAAGGGAAUUCGUGGGCGCCGUGGGACCCUGACGGAGCAAAAGCUGCCGGAUCAUCCUGCAUCUGGGAAUUUCAUAUUUUCCUACACACACACACAUACACACACUAGGACACGGCGAGGUGUACACACGCAUGCUAAAUAGGAAUCAGGUUUGGAUUUUUUUACAUUUUUUUUCUUUUUUUUUUUUGCUGCAGCACUGCGCUCCCGUGUUUCGGAUACAAAAGCUUCCCGCUCUCGGCUCCGCUGCCGUCGUCGUCGUCCUCUUCCCCGUGUUCCGCUUUCUUCCCGUCCACUCCCCAAGUUGAGAGCGGGUCGGUUACUCGGAAAAGGCGGACUAAUCGUCCCGAUUUGUCUUCGCGCGCCGACUCUCCCUGCAUGUUCCUCUCGCCCUCGCCGCCUUCCCCCCCUCCCCGCGUGCGGAUUCUCAUCGGAUCCAGUCGUCUCCACCUUGGUCCGUUACGUUUGUGACACAUGCCGAGCGCGGGAUUUAACCCCCGUUGAGCCGUAAAAAGAAGGGCCAGGAAUGAUGAGCGAGCGUUCCAGGGCCACCGGGACGGGCACAGUGAUCCUGGAGGAACCGGAGCCGUCGGGGACCUCGGGCGCCUCCGGGGACCGCGGCGAGGGCCCGGCCCGGGACCGGGGCCCUCUUGGGUGCGCUUUGUGGCCCCGCCAACAGACGUGGCUCUGCGUGGUUCCGCUCCUCAUCGGGUUCAUCGGGCUGGGUUUGAGUCUGAUGCUCCUCAAGUGGAUUGUGGUCGGGACCGUGCGGGAUUAUGUGCCGACGGACCUCGUGGAUGCCAACCGGAUAGGGCAGGACCCCAUCUUCCUCUCCAAGCCGAGCGGGAUCCCCAAAGGGCCUGAGACUACCACCACCGCCACCGCUACCACUCUGAUAGUUGACCACACGCCAUACAGCGUAACUGUCGGGAGAGAUAGAACUCGAUCCACAGAUAUGACUACCGCUAACCCCAGAGCAGGCGGGGCCUCAGGUAGCCUGGUGACCCCUCGGAAUCACGGAAAUCGGAACGGACGCCUCCCUGCGGGUUUUACCACGCCGCCUCGGACCACGCCGAGAAACAGGGAGGCCGCGUCUAGUCCGUCUCCGUCCAAUCCUACCGUGCUACACGACUCCACGCAGAUGUGGACUUCGGAACAUACCACCGCAGGGGCCACCACCACCACCGCCGCCGCCCCCCGCAGGCACGGACACCGCAAAACACCGUCUCCGACGGCCCCGCCUCUGCGCUCGGAGCACUUCAAGCCGUGCCACGACAAGGACUUGACCUACUGCCUCAACGGCGGGGAGUGCUUCGUCAUCGAGACCCUCAGCGGACCUCACAAGCACUGCAAGUGUCGCGAAGGCUACCAGGGCAUCCGUUGCGACCAGUUCCUGCCCAAGACCGACUCCAUCCUGUCGGAUCCGAACCACCUCGGCAUCGAGUUCAUGGAGAGCAAGGAAGUGUACCAGAGGCAGCUGCUGUCCAUCACGUGCAUCGCCAUGGCGAUCGGCCUCCUGGGAGCGCUCUGCGUCGCCCUCUACUGGCGAAACAAGCGUCGGCGGGAGAAGCUUCACGCUCACCUGAAGGAAAGUCGAAGUGUGAAAAACUACACGACAAGCGUCAACAACAUCCCGAACUCCAAGACCCGGAACAGCAAAGCUGACGUCAGAAUGCACCAGUAUUGUAAACGUUCUCCGUCUUGUCAUCACGACGACGUGAGCGAGUUCGGAUUCCCGCCGACCAGAAGCAACGUGAAGCUCCUCACGGAGCAAAGGACCCUGUCAGCCCAUUGGUCGGCCACCCGCAGGACUCCGCCCAUCCCCAGAGGACGCCCCAGAGCUUUCGGUCCGGCCUAUCAGCACCUCCAAGAGGCGGAGCUUACCGAGAGGGAGGCCGACACGCGGCACGGUUACAUCCAUCAGGAGGAGCCUCAGCGGCAUGAGCCCAGACCCGAAGCCCCGGUAAAUAUGCAAGCCGCCGUCGACGCGCCGUCCUGUUCGCCUCCCAGCGGCGUCACCCGGAGCCCGACCCGCCCCUCGGCCUCCGUCCCGACCGUCCAGGUCCAGGUCGCCGAGGUUUCCUGUAUGCAAACUACAGUGAUGUCAUCAAACGGCGCCGGCGAGCGCUCCGCGGCGGAGGCGCGCCCGAGGCGCCGCGACGACGGGGACUGCGAGGACCUCCGGGCCGCGCCGCACGGCCGGCAUGAGGAUACCCGCGGCGCCCCCUGCGGUGGCCCGGCGCAGGCCAGAGAAACUGUUUGCUUCCUUAACCGUCACGUGGGCCCGGCGGGCAAGACCACCCACGUUCAGUUGCUCCGGGAGACGGACCGAUAAAAAGAUGGCGGCGGUCGCCGUCGUCGGAUGAAAGCAAAAUCGGCGCGGGAAUUCCGUAUUUAUUUCCAAAACACGACGAAGAAGAUACCAAAUAGCCCGUCGCUCCAUGGUUGGUUCUCACUGUACAAAGAAUAUAUGAAUAUAUAUAAAUAUUAUAUAUGGAUAUAAAUAUAUGGAAUUCAAAAAGUGACCAAGCUGAAGAACGACGGCAGGAAUGAUGUACGUCUUUUUUCUCCGACCCCCCCCACAUCCUCCGUUUUAUAUGAUGAACGGCGUCCCGAUCGGCGACGGCGAAGGCGAUGGCGGCUUGUCGGCCAACAAUCGCACUUUGUGUGUGCGUGCGUGCGUGUGGGUGUGCGCGCUUCCACCCGUUAUUUUUUUUAACAAAAGUUGCCAACGGUCACCGCGACGUGCACGACGACAAAACGACGGAAGGACACCGGGACAGAAGGAAGCACAUUUCUGACUGUUUCUCAUUUCAUUUUGCAUCGACGUGAGUUUGGUGAGUGGCGCCACCUGCUGGGCCGGCUGUUUGGCUGUUGAAACACAAAAUAAA